Durusdinium trenchii is the source of this 3351-nucleotide messenger RNA. NCBI's taxonomy places the organism in Eukaryota, Dinophyceae, Suessiales, Symbiodiniaceae. The record is from the annotation of a GenBank genome assembly.
AUGGUCGAAGCCGAGCCGAGCCCCAAGUUGUGCGAACCUGUUUUUGGGUGCACCGGGGGCGCGGCUGCUUUUUUGGGGGUGGCGGUGGCCGAGCCAGAAGACAAGGAACCUGAAGAGAAGGGGAUUGAAGACAAGGAGGAGAUCGUCGAGUUGGUCCGCCCAGAGAUGCUGGAGGAGUGGCGAAGGCAAACCGCCAUGGAGUACAACCGCAUGAUUACCGAGAGCAGGCGUAUGCAUGCGGAGAGCUUCACGCGUGCGGGGCCUGCAAAUCGCUACGGUGAGUUAGGAGAGCUUCCUGCCUUCGAAGAAGGCAGGCAUGUGCCGACCUUGGCGCUGAUUAAUCCUAUGCCGGACACCCAAGACCGCCCAUCGGGAACUGGAGAGAAGCGAGGCAACGGACGAGGCCGGCCCUCCUCCCGACCUCGCCCUGUCCGCAUUGCACGUUCAGUGCGGGAGGAGAAGCGGCCUCCACGCAGACGGAAGGAACGUUCGCCCAGGUUUGCCGGAGAAGAUUUUGGUUUUAUCCGCAACCAGAUGCACGAGGCAGCCCUGAGAGGAGAUUUGAACAGGGCUGCAGAGUGCUUUCAAUGGCUUGGUGCGAAUCCAGACUUUGUCGUUGACGGCAAUGCCAUCACCACCGUCAUUCAAGCCGCUGCCAACGGAGGAAACUUCCAGGGUGCUCAAGCUUGGUUUGGAAAGCUCUUGGAUUAUGGCCUAAAUGCAACUAUUGCCUCAUAUACUGCUGUGAUUACAGCUGCGGCUAAAAAUGGAUUGAAGAACGAGGCCAAGGAGUGGUUUGAGGCCAUGCAAUACGAUCAAAUCAAACCAGAUACAGCGGCUUUUGGCGCAGUAAUGUCCGCUUUCGCCAAUUCUGGAGACUUGAUCGAGACAGAGAACUAUUUGGAUAUGAUGAGUGCGCGUGGCUUGAAACCCAAUCGGAUUAUCUUUGGGAUAGUGCUUCGUGCCGCGUCAAGGACAGGAAAUGAAGCCACUGCACUGAAAUGGUUUGAAAGGAUGAAGAAGGCUGGCAUGAAACCAGGUGUCAGGGAGUUCACUGAGCUUAUCAAUCUAGCAGGGCGUCAGGGGAACGUUCUCGCAGCCGAGAACCACUUCAAUAAUAUGCUGGAAGCAGCCGUGGUGCCAGACAAGAUUGCCUACAGCUCUGUCAUGAAAGCAGCAACCAGGGCGAAGGAUGUGGACCUUGCUGCUGCCUAUUUCAAGAGAAUGAAAGAUUGCAAGAUGAUUCCCUCGGCGGUUGCCUAUGUUACUUUGAUGAGAGGGUUGCUGAAUUCAGGCAAGUAUGAUGAAGCCUUUGGCAUAUUUAGAGAGAUGCAGACAGCAGGGCAUGCCAGCAACAGCAUGGACUACAAUGAUGCAUUCACGUGCUUGUGGCAUUUAAAGCGAGAGGACGAGAUUGAGCCGCUGCUGCAGGAAAUGCUGUCGAAGAAAGUGAAACUGACUGGCACUUGCGUGACAACUCUCCAGACAGCACUGGGGAGAAACGCAUAUCUUGAUCUGCGCCAGAAAUAUCAACUGGACGCACACCAGGACCAAGGCAAUAGGCAAAUUGCAUCAAAAAUCAAGCGAAAACAAGAUGCAAAACUUGAGAACAUGCUUCGGGAUCAGAUGAAGGCCAAGCUUCGUAGUCCUGAGCCGCAGGCCGUUUGCAAGGAAUAUCUCCUUGUGCCACCCAAUGGAUGCGAGUGCCAAGGAGGAUCGGAGUCGGAGAAUGUGGAAAAGAUGGCAGCUGUUGGUCUUGUGGGCCCAAACUUGGAAUGUAAAUGGUUGCAUACCCAAGCGGACCAGCUCGAACCAGCUCGAAUGUGGACCAAGGGACUCACCGGCCAGCAAGAGCCCAGAUCUAGGUCUGGUGCAGCUGCUGGGAUGGAUAUUUUGCAGGUGGCCAGGCGUUGCGAUUACUACAAGGAACGAUUCUUCAACAUUAUCGAUGUUGUCAAAGGCCAACAUCGAGGUGGGCUGCUUGAUGUGUUCAGGAUUGAGCUGUGCAAGGCCAAAGCAGAAGCUCAAGAUAUUGGGAUGAGGCCGCGACUGAUUUCAGGUGGCGGAGACGGAACUGGGUCUUUCGCCAUUUUCAUGAUUUUCCUGGCGUUGAAGGCUGAUUCUUCUCGAGCGCAUGAGGGUCUGGAGGACACGGGGAAUGGUUUCAUUUGGACCGACGAAGAGAUGGCAGAGAGUUUUCCAGCCAUCGCGCAGAUGCCUUUAGGCUCUGCGAAUGACUUUGGAAACAUUCUGGGUUGGGGCCAGAAAUAUCCGGGCGACGUGAUGUGCGGCUCUGGCCCCUGCGGUGCACGAGAGGCGGCCUUGUACCAGCUGCAGCGGUGGAUCAGCGCCGUGAUCGAUCCCAAGAGCCGCAUCGUGAACUUCGACGUCUGGGGGUUUAUGCCUCCCAAGGGCUCGGACCAAUGUAACUUCAAGCUCGCUGAGCUGACCGGCCAACGAGGGCGGAACCCCAACCGCAAGAUCGAUGGGAAGCAUCAGGUGGUGCUCAAGCAGGCCGGAAAACCUGUGCCGUUCUUUGUGUGCUUGUACUUCUCAGCCGGCAUCGGAGCCUACAUGACGUCGCGCUUCCAGAUCAACCGGCGGAAGACGCCGCUGAGGAAUCGCGCGGAGUACGUGAGACAAUUGCUUGGUAUUGUCUUGGAGUCAAAUCCACCGCAAUUGGCGGGGCGGCUGAACGGCGUCACCAUCGACUGCGAGGAUCGACCGUAUUUCCCUCCUCGUCGGCACCUGGCCAACCAGAGCAGGAAGUAUCGCGAGGUGGGCUUUUACAACAUCAAUUGGCAGGCUCACGGCUUGCAUGGCAAAGACCGCGCUCCUUUGGGCAGCCGGCUUUGUGGCUGCUGCGCCAGUCGACAACCGGUGACCUUCAAUGAUGGGAAGAUCGACAUGUUUCGGUGGAAGUUUGCGUCCUUCUUCAAGAACCCAGGAGUCACAAUGCAGACAGACAAGAAGGAGGACAUGCUCCUGACCUUCAGCGCUGGUGCGGGCAAGGGCGUCUUCUUCCAAUGGGACGGAGAGUCGCGCUUUGCGUUCAACCCCAAGGGCGAGGACUUUCAGAUCUUCAUUCGCAAGGUGUUAAACGUUCCCGUGGUGAUUGGGCCCUGGGUGAACACCGGACUCACUGGGAACUUGGAUAAUGGCGAUCCUGUGAGCUUUUCCUUCUGUGGCCGGACGCCUGAGGAGGUGGCAGCUGUGAAGAGGCGUGCUCUUCAAGCUGUUUCUGGACAUUUAGAUGCCGAGCUGAAUGCCAGCGCUGAGGAGCUCCAAGCUGCGGGCAUGCACUCGACAGGGGGAGGAAUGACCGUUGGAAUGCUAGUCGUCUACUCGUGA